AUGCCUCAAAACGAAUAUAUUGAACAGCACAUCAAAAAGCAUGGAAGAAGGCUAGAUCAUGAGGAAAGAAAGAGGAAGAGAGAAGCCAGGGAAGGUCAUAAAAUAGCUAAAGAUGCUCAGAGUUUGAAGGGAUGGAGAGGUAAGCAAUUUGCAAAGAAACGUUACAGCGAAAAGGUGGCCAUGAAGAAGAAAAUUAAAGCCCACCAAGAGUCUAAAGUUAAAGGACCUUCCGUACCUCAAGAUGAAGGUGAAGCAUUGCCUACUUAUUUGUUGGAUCGUGAGAGUAAUAACACAGCUAAAGCCAUUUCCUCAUCUAUAAAGCAAAAAAGAAUGGAAAAGGCAAAUAAAUUCUCAGUUCCUUUGCCUAGAGUUAGAGGAAUUUCUGAGGAGGAAAUGUUCAAAGUAAUCAAGACUGGUAAAUCCAAAUCAAAGUCUUGGAAGAGAAUGAUCACGAAGCAUACAUUUGUCGGUGAAGGUUUUACUAGAAGACCUGUUAAAAUGGAAAGAAUUAUCAGACCUUCGGCACUCAGACAAAAGAAAGCUAACGUGACCCACCCUGAGCUAGGAGUUACUGUUUUCUUACCUAUUUUGGGCGUGAAGAAGAAUCCUCAAUCGCCUAUGUAUACUCAAAUGGGAGUUCUCACAAAAGGUACUAUUAUAGAAGUAAAUGUGUCUGAGUUAGGUCUUGUUACUGCUGGUGGUAAAGUUGUCUGGGGUAAGUAUGCACAAAUCACAAAUGAGCCAGAUAGAGAUGGGUGUGUUAACGCAGUAUUAUUAGUUUGA
This is a messenger RNA of Priceomyces carsonii, 783 nucleotides long. RefSeq lists its product as uncharacterized. Lineage: Eukaryota; Fungi; Ascomycota; Pichiomycetes; Serinales; Debaryomycetaceae. The coding region runs from base 1 to 783 and encodes 260 amino acids. The transcript has a single exon. The record is from RefSeq and is a predicted model, not a curated record. Gene Ontology annotation, biological process: maturation of LSU-rRNA; maturation of 5.8S rRNA. Gene Ontology annotation, cellular component: nucleolus; preribosome, large subunit precursor.